Messenger RNA from Auanema sp. JU1783, 1173 nucleotides. NCBI's taxonomy places the organism in Eukaryota, Metazoa, Nematoda, Chromadorea, Rhabditida, Rhabditidae. The record is from the annotation of a GenBank genome assembly.
AUGCCCAGGGCGAAGGCUGACGCAAGAAAGAAGGUGGUUAAGGUUAUUCCCCUCGAGAAUGACACAAAAGAGAAUGAGUUCGAGGCUUUUCCAAAUCAAAUCGGAGAACUCCGAAUGGAUGCUGCUGACAAUUAUUUCCUCCAAGGCAAAAUGAUCCAACUCAAUAAAGGGAGAAGAAGAAAGGGUAAAGACGAGUUGUCUGACGAUGAAGAUAGUAGUGAAGAGAGUCCGUUCACUUCAUGUGACUUAGAAAAGUUGGGGAAAUACGCUGAGACAUCAGGGAAGUUCAUACCGAAAUCGGUUAAUAAAAAACUGGACGAGUUGCGAGAGGAUUUUAGUGCUUGGAGGUUGUACCUAGCGAAUGGUUUUAACAUUUUGAUGCAUGGCGUCGGUUCCAAAAGAAAUUUCUUGAAGGAAUUUAUAGCUGAGUUUCAAGAUCAAAAUGUGUGUGAAAUCGACGGUUUAUGUGACGAAGGUUCUACUCGAGAAGUUCUCAACAGAAUCGAGAAGUCAUUCCAUCUAUCAAUUGCGGCUCCAAAAAAGCGAAACCUGAUCUCAUUUGCAACACAAAUCUCACAAAAGCUCACAAGGGGUUUGACGAUCUUCAUACAUAACAUCGAUGGUCCUCUCUAUCGAGAUACCGUCGACCAAGAAGCUUUCAAAAUUCUCUCCCAAAACCCAGAUAUACGAUUAGUUGCUACCAUUGACCAUAUGAAUGCAUGCUCUCUCUGGAACUCGAGGCAAAUCACUGAAUUCAAUUGGGUUUUCAUAAAUGUGAACACCUUCGAAGUUCCUAUCUCUGAACUGAUUGCUGGACAAUCCAAACUGCUAGGCUUUGACAGCAAGAGCAGCCAAUAUACUCACACGAUCUCAUCUUUGGAUGUCUUCUGGGAAUCUCUGAACAAAAAUGCUAAAGAGAUUUUCAGAGUUUUCUUCUGCAUGACUUAUGCAUCUAAACACGCCGUAGCCUUUUUUGAUCUCUCAGAAGAAGCCAGGUCUAAGUUCCUGGUUUCAAGUGAUGCCGCCUUAAGACAGAUUCUCGUUGAACUGAAGGAUCACAAGAUCAUCAUAAUGAGACGAAAAGACGACGGUAACGAACUGUUGGAGUCUAUCGUCGACAAGAAUCUGGUCGAAAAGUUUUUCAGUGAGAAAGGCUUGGAUUUUGAAUUAUAA